Molecule: messenger RNA, 2891 nt
Organism: [Torrubiella] hemipterigena
Lineage: Eukaryota; Fungi; Ascomycota; Sordariomycetes; Hypocreales; Clavicipitaceae
Source: the annotation of a GenBank genome assembly
CCUGGCAGCGGCGGAGAUCACCGUCGGUCUUUGGUUGGCGCGCCCACCAAGUUAUUCAGGCGAGCAUUUAGGUCAAGUCAUUUAAAUACGCCAUUGGCCCGCCGCCCUCCUUGGCUCGAGUGUCUUGGCGAUUAGACAAGAGAUCUCCUCUCGCGCAGCCAUCAUCAUUAUCCAUUGCUUGCUAGCGAACAUGAAGUCUGUCGGUAUCAUUGGCGCCGUCGCGGCUCUGCUACCCGCUGCGGUUGUUGGAUGCGGCUCCGAUGAUAGCUGCUACGGCCCUACCAACUCGGUCGAAUAUGUCCGUCAGGUGAAGCGCAUGCAGCCUGGUGUGCCCAAUGCUUCGUACACACCUAGCCGACCUCUUGAAUGGGGUCAGAUCAACUUCCUUCACACUACCGACACCCACGGCUGGCUCGCUGGCCACUUGAAGGAGCCCAACUAUGGCGCCGACUGGGGAGACUUUGUCACCUUUUCGCGCCGCAUGAAGCAGACUGCGGGCAACAUGGGCGCCGACCUGCUCAUUGUCGACACUGGCGAUCUCCACGAUGGCGCCGGCCUGUCGGACGCCACCAAGAUUGACGGCACCAGCUCCAUGCCCGUCUUUACCGAGAUUGACUACGACCUGUUGACCAUUGGUAACCACGAACUGUACGUCUCCGACGUUGCGUACCAAAUGUUCAACGACUACGCCACCAAAUGGGGCGACAAGUACGUCAACUCCAACGUCAAGAUCCGCAACCCCAAGACAAACGCCUUUGAAACCCCCGGCGUCACCCACCGCUACUUCACGACCCCCAAGGGCAUCCGCAUCAUGGCCUUUGGCGUGCUCUUCGACUUCACCGGCAACUCCAACGCCUCCCAGGUCACCCCCGCCAAGAACAUGGUCAAGGAGCAGUGGUUCAAGGACGCCAUUACCUCCAAGGACCCCGUCGACCUGUACCUCAUCUUUGGCCACAACCCCGUCAACCCCGCUGUCCGCGGUGCCACCAUGAAGCCCGUCUUUGACGCCAUCCGCGCCGUGCACCCAACCACACCUGUCUCCAUCUUUGGCGGCCACACCCACAUCCGCGACUUUGCCGUCUACGACGAGCACUCUGUCGGCAUCGAGUCCGGCCGGUACUGCGAGACUCUUGGUUGGAUGUCCCUGAGCGGCUUCGACUCCUCCAACUCGGGCUACCACGGCAUCAAGAACCCUCACGGCGUGCCCAACCCCUCGCGCACCGCCGUCAACGGCUCCAGCAGCCCGUGGAAGUGGUCCCGUCGCUACCUCGACUGGAACCGCAAUACCUUCAUCUUCCACUCGCGCCAGCACGAGGAGACAUACGACUACCACUCUGGCCAGCGCGUCACCACCGGCAUCACCGACACCCGCAACCAGCUCCGUCUUGGCGAAGUCUACGGCUGCGCGCCCCAGACCUGGUGCAUGGACUGCGUGCCCUUUGACGACCCCAACAACAUCUUCCCUGGUGUCAUGCGCCCUGCUAUUUCCGCCGUAGUCAUCAACCAGACCCGCGCCGACAAGGCGCGCAUGGUGCUGGCCAACACGGGUGCCGUCCGCUUCGACCUGCUCAAGGGCCCCUUUACGUAUGACGACAACUUUGUCGUGUCGCCCUUCCGCGAUGUCUUCCGCUACAUCAAGGAUGUUCCCUUUGCCAAGGCCAAGGUCCUUCUUGACCAACUCAAUAAGGGCCCCAUCGCCAAGCGCAACGACCUCGCAUCCAUGCGCUUCCCCGAAGACGACUGCACCAACCCUGCCGCCGGCCUCCUCACUCGCCGCGAGAUGCGCCAGCCCCGCGGCGCCGUGCUCCGCCAGGAAAUCGUCACCCCCGGCUACACCACUACUGACGCCUGGGGCACCGACGGCGACGACUCCAAGCACCUGGGUAUCCCCCACUACCCUAUCCCUGGCAACUACGAGACGCGCGCCAACUUUCCCAAGGACGGCAGUGACCCUGCCACCGUCGACCUCAUCUUCUUUGACUUCAUUGAGAAGGAUGUCGUCAAGCUUCUUGGAGCUCCUUACACUCAGGCCGAUGUCGAGUGCUACAUUGACUGCCACUUUAGCUCGCAGGGUACGUUCACUUUCCCGUUUAAUCUGAUGCCCCAACUAACACUGUAUAGACUACAUGAUUCCGUACGCCAAGCUUGCGUGGUCUGCUAACAAGGACAACUGCCCUGUUGGCUAAGUCCCAUCUUUGUUGUUGAAACUUGUAGAAAGAUUUGUUGAACAUAUGUUAUGAUGAUGUGCAUGAUGAAAAGAAAGGUGUAUACAAAAGUUUGGGGGCUGAGACGGUGUUGAUUGAGUGAGGCGUUGAGAGGUGAGGUUUUGAACCAGUGAGCGUUGUAGACUAUGAAAUGAAUGAAUGUAUACUCUGACAAGGAUCAUGUCAAUAUUGUCCAAUAUUGAUAAGCUGUUUAUACUAUAAAGGUAUCCGAGCCCGUCUCGUUGCUUAGGCAGCCAAGCCUUUGCCUCCUCAACGCCUCCAUUACUAUGGUCAAAUUACCAACACUGGCAGAACCGUUUUUACAGUUCAACCACUGGCGAUCAGGCUCCGGGUUCUUGCAGCAGAGCGUAGCAGGAUCAACCUUUGCAAGAUGAGACAGGUGCAUAUGACUUCCACGUCUAGUAGGCUGCAUCUGCCCUACGACGCCGGAUGAGACAAGUGCAUGUACUCGGUUACACGUUGAGCGCACGUGCAAGGCAUAUUCGUCUUUUUCGUGUGCACAUUACAAUAGUACUCCUGUUUGCCAGAGAUAAACACGUCAGGUAAACACACCAUAGGGGUACAUCUAGGGCUUGCAGGGACAAAUAGCGUAGCCUGAUUGAUAAGGGCACGGGGUUGGGAUACAUAUUCGUUGUUAAGGCUGAGAUAUUAUUGUACUAACUUGAC